AUGGGUGUUUGCAAGGAGGAAAUUUUUGUCUCCACUUUUGUACACACUAAUUCGAUGCAGGACUCCAGUAAUGUCGGCAUGGAGCAUGUCCACUCCGUCAAGACCAUGUCACACGGAAGUGAUGGACGCAUGAGCUUUGAAAGUAAUGAGUUUCCCUUGGCUGUGGUUGGAAACAACCGUUUCGUGGCAGGAAACAAGUUCUUUAACUACCAGCAGUUUGGUGCGCUGCGCGAAGGCGGCGGUGUCAGCCUCUUCUCGACUUCAUACUAUGGUUUGCUUUUUGCCACGGCGCAAAGCAGUAUUAUAUAUGCGGUGCUAAGGUAUUGCAUGCGGCCGACUCUACUGCACUCGCUGCUACUGCAUCGAUCCGAAAGCUCCAUCGUGAUUGAAUGCCUUUUGAGCAUUCCCACUACGUUUAGCUUCUUCUUCGGUCUGAUGUCCGACAUCCUCCCGAUCGGCAGAUACCGUCGCAAGUCUUAUAUGAUUACUGGCGCCUUACUGAGCUGCUGCAUGUGCAUGGGAUUGAUGAUUCUAUCCGCUACCGUAGACGUUUACAAAUCCACAGAGGACCAGCGCAGCUACUACAUUGUCUACUACAUGGCACUCAUCAUUGGUGCGACUUGCGGAACUAUGCUCAGCAAGAUUGCUACGGACGCGCGCGUCAUUGAGUUGUCACAACGCGAACCGCUUACCACGCGCGGUACUUUACAGAUCAACUACCUGCUUUUUCGUACUGGAAUUGAGUGGGUUGGACUUUGGCUGACUGCCAUUUUUGUUCGUUUUGACGAUGACAAGCGCAACUAUUCCUUGCGCAUCGACUCCUUUUGGGCCUACGCCACGAUGGCUGUACUGUGUGUAGUACCUGUGCCGUUUGUACUGCUAAAUUGCAAAGAGAGAAUGGUGCAAGCCGAGGCCGGUUUGGCAAACGAACCCAUCGCAGAAGAAGGUAGUGUGGCAAUGAUCUUUCCGGCGUCUGACACAGCCAGCGCUCGCAUAAGUGCCUUCUUUCGAAUGUGCCAGCAGCGAGCUAUGUGGCAGCUUGUGCUGUUCAUGUGCAUCCUGUUAGCGACUACCCGCUUCUACUUCGGUUCGGCCAACGCCGUCUUUGUCAGCAAGGCAGGUCUAAAUCCAAACACUACACUUGUGACCAAUGCGCUAAAAUACAUGACCACUUUAGCCACCAUGGUCUUGUGGAAAAUGUUUUGGUCCAACUCAUCUUGGCGACGGUGUGUGUGCCUCGGAAUCGCAAUAAUGGUUGUAUCAGAGACCUUUCGCGCCUUCAUGAUAGUUCACGUGCCUUGGGUUCGUGGCCAAGCUUUCUACGACACCCUUGGUUGCCUUCCGGGCUUUACAGACGGGAUUAUCACUAUUUUCUCGCUGAUCCCAGCUACUGAGAUUGCCGAGAACGGCUCGGAAGGAGCUACUCAGGGCAUGCUGUUAUCAUUUCGAAGUACUAUUGCUAUCGCCAUGCGUACGUUCAGCAGUGACUGGAUGUCCGACCUAGCCCCUGUGAGUGUUAACGAUGGCACAAGUCGACUUCUGUUGCUUUUACUAAUCUCGUACGGUGUACACGCGAUGGCCUUGUUUUCAGUUCUCCUGCUGCCCCGCCAGAAGCUAGAUGCACAGCAGCUACGCGUGUACGGUGGAUACAGCAAGCUCGCGUGUAUCGCGAUCUGGGUCAUUUUUAUCGUCUUUUUCGUCUACGCCAUGGUCGUGAAUCUCAAAGCUAUGGCUGACAUGGCAAGUGUUUAG
Peronospora belbahrii is the source of this 1752-nucleotide messenger RNA. NCBI's taxonomy places the organism in Eukaryota, Oomycota, Peronosporomycetes, Peronosporales, Peronosporaceae. The record is from the annotation of a GenBank genome assembly.